AUGUGUUUCCUGAGUUUCAGCGGAAAUGAUACUCGUCAUGACUUCGUGCGCUUGCUCCGUGACGCCUUGGUAGGAGCCAAGCUCCGUGUAUUCUUGGAUGAAUCUGAAAUCAAGGUGGGUGAUGAGAUUGCUAAGAAAAUCCUACAAGCUAUCGAUGAUUCCAAAAUCUACAUACCCAUCAUCUCUGAAACUUAUCCUGACAGCAAAUGGUGUCUUAUUGAGCUUGCACACAUGAUGAACGAUGUGUCUCAGGCAGAGAGUAGUAAAAGGAUUUUCCCCAUCUUUUAUAAACUGAAACCUGCAGAAGUUGAAGCUCGGACUCCACGCCCGCAGAAUCCUUCCUCUGAAGUCGAACUUAGGGCGUUCAAAGAGGCUCUUGCAAAAGUUGGUGGAAUCAAGGGAUGGAAGGUCGAGGAGCUACAUAGGUAA
Messenger RNA from Eucalyptus grandis, 429 nucleotides. RefSeq names its product toll/interleukin-1 receptor-like protein. Gene Ontology annotation, biological process: signal transduction. The transcript has a single exon. The coding region runs from base 1 to 429 and encodes 142 amino acids. Lineage: Eukaryota; Viridiplantae; Streptophyta; Magnoliopsida; Myrtales; Myrtaceae. The record is from RefSeq and is a predicted model, not a curated record.